This is a messenger RNA of Aspergillus ibericus CBS 121593, 2574 nucleotides long. Its product is annotated as UDP-Glycosyltransferase/glycogen phosphorylase. Gene Ontology annotation, biological process: carbohydrate metabolic process. The transcript is spliced from 9 exons. Gene Ontology annotation, molecular function: UDP-glycosyltransferase activity; hexosyltransferase activity. Lineage: Eukaryota; Fungi; Ascomycota; Eurotiomycetes; Eurotiales; Aspergillaceae. The coding region runs from base 1 to 2574 and encodes 857 amino acids. The record is from RefSeq and is a predicted model, not a curated record.
AUGGCAUCGUGGGAAAGAUCAUGCGGGAAGGCGGCCUUGUGGAAAUGUCUCCACAUUGAAAGGAGAAGCAUAUCCUUCACCAACUCCCCGAUGGAGCCACACGACCAGCCUCCGCCCUAUGAGGCGCUUUCCAAUUCAUCGGAGGGGUCUAAUCCCUGGGAAGGCCAGGACACACAUGUCAAAGAUGACGGCCGCGUCGUAGUAGACGCCAACUCCAAACUAUGCCGAACCCUCUCCCGACUCAUUCCCCGCGUACAACAUGAAAACCUCCCACCACCCGCCCACACAGAACCCACCCACCCCCCCUACCGGCUGAACAUCGUAAUCCAAAUCGUCGGCAGCCGCGGCGACAUCCAACCCUUCCUCGCCCUCGGCACGGCCCUCCAAGCCCACGGGCACCGAAUCCGCAUCGCCACCCACGACACCUUCGCCCCCUUCGUCCAAGCCUCCAAUCUCGAAUUCUACCCCAUCGGCGGCAACCCCAACCAACUCAUGGCCUACAUGGUCAAAAACCCCGGCCUGAUCCCUCGCAUGAAAAGCAUCCGGGCCGGCGAAAUCGCCAAGAAACAACAGAUGAUGGCCGAGAUGCUCCGCGGGUGUUGGCAAUCGUGUAUUGCUCCGGAUCCGGUCUCGGGGACACCGUUCGUGGCGGAUGCCAUUAUUGCCAAUCCGCCGAGUUUUGCGCAUGUGCAUUGUGCCCAGGCGUUGGGGGUGCCGCUGCAUUUGAUGUUUACCAUGCCGUGGAGUGCGACGGGGAGGUUUCCGCAUCCGUUGGCGAAUUUGAGGAAUGGGGGGGAGAGGGAGUGGGUGAAUUGGGUUUCGUAUGGGGUGGUGGAUUGGUUGGCGUGGCAGGGGUUAGGAGACGUCAUCAACGACUGGCGCAAGAACGAUCUAAAUCUGGAGCCGAUUGCUAUGUCAGAGGGUCCAUUCCUUCUCCAGACGCUGAAGGUGCCAUAUACAUACUGCUGGUCUCCGGCAUUGGUGCCGAAACCGGAUGACUGGCCUGCAAAUCUGGAAGUCUGCGGCUUCUUCUUCCGCGACCCACCCGACUACAAGCCCCCUGCCGCCCUCGAAACCUUCCUCUCCUCCGGACCCCCUCCAAUCUACAUCGGCUUCGGAAGCAUCGUCCUCGAUGACCCUGAAAAGAUGACCCGGAUACUCAUCGAAGCCGUCCAGCAAACCGGCAUCCGAGCCUUAAUCUCCCGCGGAUGGAGCAAGCUCGGUGGCAUCGACUGCGAGAAUGUCAUGUAUCUGGAUGACUGUCCCCAUGAAUGGCUCUUCCAGCGUGUCAGUGCAGUGAUUCAUCAUGGUGGGGCGGGGACGACGGCGUGUGGGUUGCGGUAUGGGAGGCCGACGUUUAUCGUGCCGUUUUUUGGGGACCAGCCGUUCUGGGGUGAGAUGGUCGCUGCUAACGGCGCAGGUCCGAGCCCGAUACCGCAUGAACAUCUUGACGCGGAGAAACUUGCUCAGGCGAUUCGCUACUGCAUCGGACCUGAUGCUAUGCGCGCAGCGGGAGAUAUCGCCACCAGGAUGCAGCAUGAAUCCGGGGUACAAGCUGCGGUUGCGUCUUUCCAUCGAAACUUGCCAGCGGGGCUGAAGAAAUGCGAAAUUAUGCCGCAGUUUCCAGCAUCCUGGGUGGUAAAGAAAGGGAAGAAGAAGUACCAUCUAUCGAAAGUUGCGGCGGAGGUCCUGCUCGAUCAUAUGAAGAUUUCGAGGGAUAAGAUGAAGCCGUAUCAAUCCAAUCCCAUCAUCAUCGAGAAUGAACGAUGGGAUCCCAUCACGGGUAUCUCCUCCGCUGGACUCGGUUGGACGGUCGAUAUACUCAAAGCGUCCGGCGAUAUUGUGUAUCAGCCCUACAAAGUCAUGAGACAGGAAGGAUCUACCUCUCGACCCUCAUCACGGUCCACGGAUCGUGAAACCCCACUCUCCAACCUCACUCCAGAACCUCACCUCCACAAAUCAAAAUCCAUGUCCAGCAUACCACCAUCCACCCCUCACCCCCAAGCGCAAAGCAAAGCAGCCGCCAUGGCCUCCGCAUCCGCCAAAGCCACCGGUAAGGUCCUAACCAAGUACGUCUCCGGAAUCAUGGUGGAUAUCCCCUUAGCAGCAGCCGAAGGAUUCCGCGUUUUGCCUGGGUUAUACGGCGACAAAGUGCACGAUUACGGACACGUCAAGGAUUGGAAGACGGGGACGAUUGCUGGAGCGAAAUGUUUUGCGCUGGGAAUGGGCGAAAGCUUCACGGAUAUCUUCUACCAGCCGUAUCGCGGGGCAAAGGCGAAUGGGGCGGUGGGGUUUGCGACGGGGAUGGUCAAGGGGACGGUGGGGGUCGUGGGGAAGAUGGCGCAUGCUGGCCUCGGUCUGGUGGCGUAUCCUGGACAAGGUAUCAAACGGACGAUUCGGUCUUCGUGGAAGAAUAAACGCCAGAAGGAGAUUGUGGCGGCGUUGCAUGCGGAUGGGGUGAGUACACUGCGACAUGAAAGAGGGCGGGGAUUGAAGGAUGCGGUGGUCAUUGAUUUAUUUCGUCAAUUGUGGCAGAAGGAUGACACUGUUGAUGAUAGCGAUGACUAUCUGUAG